This is a messenger RNA of Aureobasidium namibiae CBS 147.97, 741 nucleotides long. RefSeq names its product phosphopantothenoylcysteine decarboxylase. NCBI's taxonomy places the organism in Eukaryota, Fungi, Ascomycota, Dothideomycetes, Dothideales, Saccotheciaceae. Gene Ontology annotation, cellular component: phosphopantothenoylcysteine decarboxylase complex. The coding region runs from base 1 to 741 and encodes 246 amino acids. Gene Ontology annotation, biological process: coenzyme A biosynthetic process. The record is from RefSeq and is a predicted model, not a curated record. The transcript has a single exon. Gene Ontology annotation, molecular function: phosphopantothenoylcysteine decarboxylase activity; FMN binding.
AUGUCCCAAACACAAACACUACGUGCAUCCGAGCAUCAGAAUGACGGCCGUCCACACGUACUGCUAGCAUGCACAGGCUCAGUCGCAACCAUCAAAAUCCCUCUAAUCAUCGAAGCCCUCUCGCACCAUGACAUUUCUAUGCGCUUAAUCCUGUCAUCCUCAGCCAGCCAAUUCCUGCAAGGCCAAUCUGCCGAGCAACCUUCAGUAUCCUCACUUCUCAAGAUACCAAAUCUCGAGGCUGUAUACACGGAUGAAGAUGAGUGGUCUCAGCCUUGGACUCGUGGUGCAGAUAUCCUACACAUUGAGUUGCGGCGCUGGGCCGAUAUAAUGAUCAUGGCUCCGCUUUCUGCUAAUUCAUUGGCUAAGAUGGUUGCUGGUAUGGCUGAUAGUUUGGUCAUGUCUGUGGUGCGUGCUUGGGACACGACUGCUAUGCUGGAUGCUCGACGGCCGAAUCUGCCAUCGUCUCUGCGCACAUCGACAGGGAAGAAGCCCUUGUUGGUUGCUCCUGCUAUGAACACUGCUAUGUGGGCACAUCCGGUUACGCACAAGCAAGCUGCUGUGUUGGAGCAAGAAUGGGGUAUUGAUGUCGGAGGCUGGAUCAGACUCAUCAGGCCUGUCGAGAAAGAACUGGCGUGUGGUGACACGGGAGGAGGCGCCAUGCGUGAGUGGAAAGAUAUUGUUACCAUCAUCCGGGGAUAUCUGGAUGUUCAAACUUCCAGUAUUACGAACAUUUCCGUGUAA